UGGCCGGGAAAUUUCCUGAUUUGAACAAGUGUUGUGAUUAUUAUGAUUUGACCUGGAAUUUUUUGGAAAAAUUCUCCUUCUUUAUGCAGUAUGGUACAUUGAAACUAUGAAGAGUCAGAAAAGAAGGGAUUUAGACUGUAGUGCAGAAGCCAAUCUUGUGGAGCCCAGCCCAGAGAAGAAAAAGAAGCAAUGUGAUGGAUUGAGGUGCAACCAAGAUUCCAAUGAAAAGCAAGUAAAAUCAAGCCAUAAAAAACAGCAGUGGUUGUUGUCAUCAUUUGAUUGUUUUGACACCUCUCACACCAAUGGUGCAAAGAAUUUAAAAAAGAAAUCAAAAGUAACUGACAAAUCAAGAGUAAAUACACUAAAUAGCAGUGAUUUAUGGUGUGAGAAAUAUUGCCCUUCAUCUGAGGCUGAGCUUGCUGUGCAUAAGAAGAAAAUAGCGGAAGUUCGCGAUUGGCUAGUUUCCCACCUGUGUUUGCAGAGUGGAAAUGGUGUGUUGUUGCUGACUGGUCCUCCAGGCAGUGGCAAAACCGCAACGAUGCGAGUUUUAGCGAAGGAAAUUGGUGUGCAGAUACAAGAAUGGGUUAAUCCUUCCGUACAGAAUAGAGAGGAUGAUUUCGAGGAUUCAGAAUGGAAAAACUAUCAAGGGAUGGUGCAUCGUCAGUCACAGCUAAAAAACUUUCGGGAUUUCUUCUUGAGAGCGAACAAAUAUCCGUGUUUAUCGCUUAGUUCAAAUAAUACAGACGUGGAUAAGAAGAUCGUUCUUGUAGAAGAUAUUCCGAAUGGAUUUUAUCGAAAAGCGUCCGAUUUGCAUGAUAUUUUGGGAUCAUACAAAAGAUGCAGUAGAAAUCCUGUCGUCUUUAUUGUAUCGGACAGCAAUAGUAACGAUACGAGUGCUUUCCGUUUGUUUCCCAAAGAUACGAUACAAGAUCUUAGUAUCUCUCAAAUCAGCUUCAACCCAGCUUCGGUAACUAGCCUAAACAAACUUGCUAAAGAGAUCAUUUCGUCUGAAUCAAAUAAGAGAACUGCCACAUUUCAAACACCUUCAAAAGAUAUUAUCGAUAAUUUGGUAUCUGGUUGUAAUGGUGAUAUAAGAGGACUCAUUAAUAAUUUGCAGUUCACUUGCCUAAAAGGCUUUUCUUCAAUGACGUUCCAAAAAAUGAAACACAUGAAGCAGCAAUCACGAGCUGGACGUGAGAAAUCUGGCAAACGUUCCAACAAGAAACCGGUAGAGACUGAAAAUACGACGUCGGCAACAAUUGGAGGAAAGGACACUUCACUUUUUCUAUUUCGAGUUUUAGGAAAGGUUUUGUACUGUAAAAGAGAUGAAUCAAGGAGCACUGCAGGAACAACACUUCCAUCGCAUUUAAAACAUUGUGAACGACAUCCAUUGAUUGAAAAUCCGGAGAGCAUAUUCGAGAAAAGCCACAUGUCAGGGGAAAACCUGAAUUUGUACUUACAUCAAAAUUAUCUGGACUUUUUCAACAAUAUUGACGAUGUGAGUGUCGCAUCCAACUACUUGAGUGACGGUGAUCAUUUAACUGCGGAAUGGAUGCACCGUUCAACAUUAUGUUGUUACACGCCCUCUGUAGCGAUCAGAGGAUUAAUGUUCUGUAAUCAACGUAAAGCUACGAACCAAGCUAAGAAUGUAUGGCGUCCUUUACAUAAACCAAAAUGGUGGGAUGUUUUGAAACAAACACGGCAUAAUAUGUCUACAGCAACGGACUUAUUCAAAGGUCAUUCCCGAAAUGCAGGACAGUUUCAUUGUGAAUAUCUACCAUAUCUUGCGCUUACUGACGUUCCAUUGCAUUCCCCAGGCCAAAUAAAUCACCUUCAAACUGUUUGCACAUUUUCAAAGAACUUGUAUUCAUUCAGAGAUAAUGAUGGCGCACUCCAAGAUAAGGAAAUUGACGACAACGAUAGCGAGCCAAGCUCAUCUCAACCGCAAUCAAGUCAAGACGGGUCGCUUGGGGACAAUGAAGUACUUUCUGUUACUGAAACCAAAUUAGACGACGAUAUUCAAGAGUUUGAGAGCGAUUAGGAGACGAUUGAUAUAAUAUUUUGGUCCGACACUCGCUGCAUUGUAAUAUUCUCUUUCUCGAUAUUGUGUGCGACUUUUUUUUUGCCGGUUUGAAUUAUAAAUAAUGCAUUCACAGAAGAACGAUAUGGAUUUUCGCUUGUUUACUAAUGGAUGGUAGCUACGUUAUUUGGAUGCCUGUUUGUGUCUCCUUGUCAAAAUCGGACUUUGGUAUGUUUCUAAUCCACAUAAGGAGUCUCGAAGCAAAGGUUUAAUCAGAAUUUUUGUUUAAGGGGGGCAGCAAAGGCAUGGGUGUGGUAAGCCUCGCGGAUUUCUGCUCAGGUGGGGCCAAAUUUUUACCGCAAGGGUCCCCUGCUGUGGCUACGCCUUUGCCUCUAAGGAGGCCGAUUCUAUUCAUCCAAAUUGCGAGAGUCGGAACCAUUGAAAUUACUUCACAUGCAUUUAUUCGGAUAACUCGUCACACUUCUUUGAAUAUAUAUAAGCG
This is a messenger RNA of Dendronephthya gigantea, 2522 nucleotides long. RefSeq names its product cell cycle checkpoint protein RAD17-like. The coding region runs from base 107 to 2041 and encodes 644 amino acids. Gene Ontology annotation, molecular function: ATP hydrolysis activity; chromatin binding. Gene Ontology annotation, biological process: DNA repair; DNA damage checkpoint signaling; mitotic DNA replication checkpoint signaling. The record is from RefSeq and is a predicted model, not a curated record. The transcript has 21 exons. Lineage: Eukaryota; Metazoa; Cnidaria; Anthozoa; Malacalcyonacea; Nephtheidae.